Messenger RNA from Chironomus riparius, 1122 nucleotides. Lineage: Eukaryota; Metazoa; Arthropoda; Insecta; Diptera; Chironomidae. The record is from the annotation of a GenBank genome assembly.
AUGUUACGAAAUUCGAAGAAUAUUAAGUUAUCUUUAAUAUUACAACAUUUUAAGGCAAAGCAUUCAUCAGUAGUGCUAGAGAAAAUAAGAGAACGACUUGAGAACGGCCCUAGUUUUCAAGAUUUUAUUCAGAAUCCCGAACACAGUCGUGAGGAAUUAUCAAACGAAUUUGAUGGAAAAUUGAGAAGAGAAAAGGGCGACAAGGAACGAUUAAGACUUCCUAAAUGGCUUAAAACACCAAUUCCUUUGGGAAAGAAUUACGAUCAAAUUAAAUCGCAAUUAAGAGAUCUAAAAUUGUCGACAGUAUGUGAAGAAGCUAGAUGUCCAAAUAUUGGAGAGUGCUGGGGUGGAGGUAAACAUGGGACACAAACAGCAACUAUAAUGCUGAUGGGAGAUACAUGCACAAGAGGAUGUAGAUUUUGUUCUGUUAAGACAGCCCGAAUUCCACCACCAUUAGAUCCAAAAGAACCUGUAAAUACAGCAAUUGCAAUUGCUUCUUGGGGUUUAGAUUAUAUUGUCUUAACAAGUGUCGAUCGAGAUGAUUUAAGUGACGGCGGUUCUAAACAUAUUGCUGAAACAAUAAGUGAAAUCAAAAAACGUAAUCCCGUAAUAUUUGUCGAGUGUCUUGCACCAGAUUUUAGAGGAAAUCACGAAUGUAUUGAGAGAAUCGCGUUAUCAGGAGUCGAUGUGUAUGCACAUAAUAUAGAAACUGUUGAAAAAUUGACACCAUUUGUGAGAGAUAGACGAGCUGAAUAUCGUCAAUCACUUAAAUGUUUAGAAACAAUCAAAAAAAUCAAUCCAAAUCUUGUCACAAAGUCUUCAAUAAUGCUUGGGCUCGGAGAGACUGAUGAACAAGUAGAACAAACAUUAAAGGAUCUAAAAGAAGCAAAAGUCGAUUGUAUCACACUCGGUCAAUACAUGCAGCCAACAAAGAGGCAUUUAAGUGUAAUAGAAUAUGUUACACCUGAAAAGUUUAAACAUUGGGAGAAACGAGGAGAAGAAAUGGGAUUUUUAUAUACAGCUUCUGGUCCACUAGUUCGAAGUUCCUAUAAAGCAGGCGAAUUUUUCAUAACGAGUAUAUUGAAAAAAAGACAGAAUGCCUCAGCUGACAAAAAGGACUAA